AUGCACAGGUUUCUUGCACCAUUUGACUCCACCAAGUCCACAAGCAUUGACAACGUGAGCAGGCAACCAAUCAUGGGUCAUCCUAGAAACCUUCAUUUCCCUUCAUUUGAGCAACCCCCAACUCAGAUAAUUCAUGCCCCAACGCAAAUUCCACCUUCGUUUCAAGGGCUGCCAUUUCCAUAUCCAUACCCAUACCCAUCUCAGUACUCGCCCCAGCCUUUCUGUUUCUGGCAAAAUCACAACAUUCCUCAACCGGCUCGAUUCGAAUCGCCACCAUCGCGGCCGAUUGCUUUCGAUCUGGCGGGGCACCAACAAAAGGUUCUCGACGCUCGGGCGACGAAGGCCGCGAGAAACAGAAGAAAGAUGGCUCGCCAAAGGAGCCUCGGUUUGCACCGAAGGGGCCCUUCGGCGUCAUCUACUACGAACGCGAGUUCGCCGAGCAAUGGGUUGAUUUCAAGCAAAUAUCUCAUGGAUGGACAAACUUUGGAAAAUAAUGGUAGGGAGGACCAACAUACUUUUUUCAUGCCAAAUGGUAAGAGAUUUAGAAUGAUUCUCCAAAAGGAGUUGAAGAACAGUGACGUCGGGUCUCUAGGAAGGAUCGUACUUCCAAAGAGGGAGGCAGAAGAAAAUCUUCCAAUCAUUUCCGACAAAGAAGGAAUUGAAUUAGUGGUAAGAGAUGUGUGCUCUCAACAUGAGUGGAUCCUGAGAUACAGGUAUUGGGCAAAUAACAGGAGCAGAAUGUACCUAUUCGAAAAUGCAGGAGAAUUAGUGAGGGAAAAUGGACUGGACAUUGGAGAUUCCCUUACAUUCUACGAAGAUGAAUGCAAGAACAUCUACUUCUCCAUCGAAAAGGUAGCCAGAGCAGAAGCAAAUCCCUGGAAAAAACAACACCAGGCCAUUGAAGACCUUGACGUCAACACCUCAAUGGCACCGAUCUCAAAUGAACCACCAAGAGCUGUCGAAGGCGAAGAAGAAGCAGCAACAGUAACUCUCGAACAGUCAACGGGACAAUUCAAACACGGCGAAGGAGAUACCGAAGUCUUGGCGGCUAAUCUCUCUACAGACUCUUCUGCACCGUACAGAAAUUACUCAAAUGUCGCUAGUGAGGGGACCCCUAGACAACCGGAUGCUUCGACGGGAGACGACCAACAGAUCGACUUUGACGACUACUACAGAGGUCUCGAAACUCUUACUGCUAUGGAUCCACACAUUUAUUCCCUCUUGGACCUGUCUUGGAUAGGCAACAGCGGUGCGACAUCGAAAUGA
Rhodamnia argentea is the source of this 1266-nucleotide messenger RNA. RefSeq names its product B3 domain-containing transcription factor LEC2. The record is from RefSeq and is a predicted model, not a curated record. NCBI's taxonomy places the organism in Eukaryota, Viridiplantae, Streptophyta, Magnoliopsida, Myrtales, Myrtaceae. The coding region runs from base 1 to 1266 and encodes 421 amino acids. The transcript is spliced from 6 exons. Gene Ontology annotation, molecular function: DNA binding; DNA-binding transcription factor activity.